This is a messenger RNA of Strigops habroptila (Kakapo), 2919 nucleotides long. RefSeq names its product retinol dehydrogenase 12-like. Bases 98 to 1498 code for a protein of 466 amino acids. The transcript is spliced from 8 exons. Lineage: Eukaryota; Metazoa; Chordata; Aves; Psittaciformes; Psittacidae. The record is from RefSeq and is a predicted model, not a curated record.
AGGUGGUGCUCCGGGACCAGCGCCGCUCUGCACCGCCGGCCUCCUCCUUUCGUGUUCUCUGAUGGCGGGUUAGUGUCGCGAACCCCGGCGCCAGGCUAUGAGAACCUGUGCGGAACGUCUCCCCAGGCGGCCGCCGCCGCGCUUUCGCUUCAGAUGCUUCUCCGCCUGUGAACUGGGCAGCGCAGUUCGAGCGGCGCUCUCGGGCUGUCCCGAGGGUCCUGCGCUGCCCGGGCAAAAAAAGCAGCAGGCUGCCGGCGUGGCACCGGCAAGCCGCCCUCCUCCUCCCGGCGGGGCACAGCCGCGGCAGGCAGCGGGACCCGCGCGGUGUCUGACGCGAGAGGAGCCGGGAGCCGCUGCACCGCUGGGUCAAACAACCGCCCGCGCCGGAGCCGUGAGGGGCCUCUGCGGAGGUGCGCUCAGGGGCUGCCUGCUGCUGGCGGGGCGGGCCCAAGGGAGCAGGGGCGUGGCCGAGGGGACUGGAGCGGGCCCGGGGCUGCCGCCAGCGCCGGCAAUGAGCAUGGAGCGGGCGGCGGGGAUGUUCACCUGCUGGGGAGCCGCGCUGGGGGCUGCCGUCUCCGUCCCCGUCCUCUUCCUCGUGGCAGCGCCCUACAUCAGGAGGUAUGUCGCCGGAGGACAGUGUAAGUCAACAGCUAAGCUGGACGGGAAGGUGGUGGUAAUCACAGGAGCCAACACAGGCAUCGGGAAGGAGACUGCCAGAGACCUCGCACGAAGAGGAGCGAGGGUGAUUGUCGCUUGCAGAGACAUAACAAAGGCAGAAGCUGCAGCCAGUGAAAUCCGAGCUGAGACAGGGAAUCAGCAAGUCAUUGUGAAAAAACUGGACUUGGCUGAUACGAAAUCCAUCCGGGCGUUCGCUGAGAAAUUUCUAGCAGAGGAGAAGGAGCUCCAUAUUCUCAUUAACAAUGCUGGGGUAAUGUUAUGCCCUUACUCCAAGACUGCUGAUGGCUUUGAGAUGCAUCUGGGAGUCAACCAUCUUGGUCAUUUUCUCUUGACCUUCCUAUUGCUGGAGCGUCUGAAGCAGUCUGCCCCAGCCCGCAUAGUGAACGUGUCCUCACUGGCUCAUCACGGCGGCCGAAUCCGCUUCCAUGAUCUCCAUGGUGAGAAGUGCUACAACCGCGGCCUCGCCUACUGUCACAGCAAACUGGCCAACGUGCUCUUCACCCGGGAGCUGGCGAGGCGGCUGCAAGGCACUAAAGUCACAGCAAACGCUCUCCAUCCUGGUUCUGUCCAUUCUGAGCUGGUCCGGCACUCAUUUGUAAUGACGUGGCUGUGGAAGAUAUUCUCAUUCUUCUUGAAGACACCUUGGGAAGGAGCUCAGACCAGUAUCUACUGUGCAGUAGCAGAGGAGCUAGACUCUGUGACAGGACAGUAUUUCAGUGAUUGCCAGCCAGCAUACGUAUCUUCAUGGGGUCGGGAUGAUGAGACAGCAAAGAAGCUCUGGAGCGUGAGCUGCAAGCUCCUCGGAAUCCAGUGGGACUGAGCAGCGCAGACCUCAAGUGUGUACCUGGCUGAGCCCAGCCAUACUUUUCCUGGGAAGAGCACUGCUGACAGACCUCAAGACUGGAACUCCAAUACUUUUGCUGCCCUAGUGAUGGCUGUAUGGACACAAUCUAAUGUGAAUUUCUGGAAUAUUACACUUGAUGAUUGAGAUUUAUAAGCAACCUGUCCCCCUUCCUAGCUGGUGAAUUAAAGCACCAAUGCAGGGAGCAACCUUUGCUUGGUUGGGCGGAGGCUAUUGUCCUCUGGCUUUAGAACAGAAAUGGAAGUUGCAGUCUUAGGUUUAGGUUACCAGGUAGUCUAAAGAAUUACCUUUAUCCCCCCCCAGUAAUAGUAAAUUUGUAGGACUAUUGAUGAGUUUAUUUUCAGUUCCUGCUAUUUGACCUGUCAGAGUGAAAGUACUUUAGACCAUUAGAUUUUCUGGCAAUUCCAUGCAAUACAGAUGAUCUCAAGCAUACAGAAAUAGGUGCUGGCCUUUUUGUGCCAAGCAUUAGGUAAAGUUUUUAAGUGGACUCAACUGUUUUUCUCAAUAUUCUUUGCAAGAGGCAGGACCCCUAGCCACUGAAUUAUCUUGGCCCCAAGUGCCCACCGAUGGCAGUAAGUCAACAGAGGGUUGGCAUAUCUUUUGAGAACCCGGGUCUCAGUGCAGGUGACUGGGAGGUUAAAAGUUGCAUGAGUGCUGCAAUUGUGCAUAGGCAAGUUAUCUUGCUAAAAAAGAUUAACAUCUCUCCUGUGAAGCAUGCGAGAAAAGAUGGUGUAAAAAUUGUCACAAUAAAACCCCCAGCUGCACUUUAAAUGACGUCAGAACUUCAAAAAAGAGAGCAGAAUGAGUAACAUCUCAACUGCGUUAAAAAACAACAUUAAACAGCUUCAGCUGAGGCUUUAGCUUUACAUGACAGCAAACUACCUAGAGCUGAAUAGUUGAAGCAGAGAUCAAGACUAUCUUGAUAUAGAUCAAGUUAGCUACAGGACAGGAAAGUAAGACUUGCACAGAAAUCCUUACAUGUAUCUGCCCAGCAGUUGCUGGCCAUGGCAGUUACAGGCCCUGCAGUACUACAUAGUAUGCAUUUCCAAAAGGCAGCUGUCAAUCCAUGCAGUAAUGGGACUGCUCCCUUGAAACCCUAGCGUACCUUGGUGCUAGGGUGUGAUCCAUCAUCACAUUGUUUCUGAAAGAGUUAAGCAGUUAGAAAACAAGUGCCACAGCUCGUAGGAUUAUCUUCUGCUUCUGGAAAAAAACCACCUUGGAAGUUUUUGGACUUGCACAUGAGCAUGUCACUGUGACCAACUGCCAGUUUUGGGAAACAAAUGGUAAUUUUAUGAUUAAUUCUUUCUGCCUGGAUGGCAUCUAUGCAGAACAGUCCUGUGCUACCUCUGAGCAAUACUAAAUAAAGCCAUUUUCCUUUU